Messenger RNA from Malania oleifera, 1363 nucleotides. RefSeq lists its product as uncharacterized. The transcript is spliced from 8 exons. Gene Ontology annotation, cellular component: cytosol. The record is from RefSeq and is a predicted model, not a curated record. NCBI's taxonomy places the organism in Eukaryota, Viridiplantae, Streptophyta, Magnoliopsida, Santalales, Ximeniaceae. The coding region runs from base 143 to 1129 and encodes 328 amino acids.
AACUGACCACCGCCCCUCCCUUGUUGCAACACCUUUUCAUCUUUUUAAAAGUGGGCUUAAAAACUCAUUGGCCUAGGCACCCUCCCGGGGUGUUUUUGGGGUAGGUGCGGAGGCCGAGCGCUCUAUUUGAGAAGUAAAGAAAAUGGAAACCCUUGUAUAUAAUUUUCAUUCAGUGCUCACAAACUCAUUAUUUCCGAAAAAUUACCCAUUAUCAGGAUUUCUUCAUCACCAGGUACGCAUCCGCUCUUCACGCGACCUGAACAUCAGAAGAACUUGGAAGAUGGCUCUGUCGAGUUCAACCCAUGAUGCACAAAACCCAGCGAUUCAGCAGCAGAAAAUCAUUAUACUGAACAAGCAUGGUGAGAAACUUGUGGGGGUUUUACAUGAAACCAGAUCGAUGGAGAUUGUAAUAUUGUGCCAUGGUUUUCGAUCCUCCAAGGAAAACAAUACUAUGGUUAACCUUGCUGUUGCUUUGGAAAAUGAAGGAAUCAGUUCAUUCCGCUUUGACUUUUCUGGAAAUGGGGAAAGUGAUGGUUCAUUUCAGUAUGGUAACUACUGGGGAGAAGCUGGUGAUUUGCAUGACGUAAUCCAACACUUUCUUGGAGUGAAUCGUAUAAUAGGUGCAGUUCUCGGCCAUAGCAAAGGUGGCAAUGUGGUGCUUCUUUAUGCUUCUAAGUAUAAUGAUGUACAUACUAUUGUCAAUGUUUCUGGCCGUUAUAAUCUGGAAAAAGGUAUUGAGGAGCGCUUGGGUAAAGAAUUUUUGCAUCGAAUCGAGGAGAAUGGAUUUAUUGAAGUUAUGAAUAAGACAGGACAAGUCAAUUAUCAUGUGACUAAGGAAAGUUUGAUGGAUCGCCUAAACACAAAUAUGCAUGAGGAAUGCCUCAAGAUUGGAAAAAAAUGCAGGGUCUUGACAGUCCACGGGUCUGCUGAUGAAACAAUCCCAGUUGCAGAUGCUUUUGAGUUUGCAAAGAUCAUCCCUAACCACACUUUGCACAUUAUAGAAGGAGCUGAUCAUGGUUACACUUCCCACCAAGCUGAGUUGGCUUCUGUCGUCUUGAAUUUCAUCAAGGCAGACCAGCAUGAAGACAAUGAAACUCCUAGUCUGGCGCCUGGUGGGACCAAUGCUUGAUCCAGUCCGUUUAAGCUCUGUCACUCCGGACUAUAAAGUUGGAGAUUCCCAAACUAUUAUGUUGUGCCGAAGUCAAGUUCAACGCACAAAUGGCCCAAUGCCAUGGGUUUACAGCUGAUGAGAAACUAAUAUGCUUGUAUUUGGACUUAAAACAUGCCCUCCGAAUGCAACCCACUGCCUCAUAUUUUUGUGGGAUUGUUCACUUGGCAAUUUAUUUUCCUACUUUACAAUCAA